GGUGGCCCGGUCCACUCCUCUCUGCUCCUGGCUUCCCUUGCCUGCCUACGUGACCCCACACGUAGUGCCCGGGAUUGGCCCUCUCUUGCCUCCUGAAGAGCAGCCAUGGCCACCUACAAAGUCAGGGUGGCCACAGGCACGGAUCUCUUGUCAGGAACACUGGACUGCAUCUCACUGAUCAUUGUGGGCACCCAAGGAGAGAGCCACAAGCAGCGGCUGAACCACUUCGGCAGAGACUUUGCCACUGGGGCGGUGGAUGACUACACUGUCCAGUGCCAGCAGGACCUGGGGGAGCUCAUUGUCAUCCGCCUGUACAAGGAGCGCUCCUCCUUCUUCCCCAAGGACCCCUGGUACUGCAACUACGUGCAGAUCUGUGCCCCUAAUGGUUGCAUUUACCACUUCCCUGCCUACCAGUGGAUGGAUGGCUACGAGACCUUGGCACUCCGCGAGGCUACAGGAAAGACAAUAGCAGAUGAUUCACUUCCCAUCCUUCUGCAACACAGACAAGAGGAGAUCAGAGCCAAGCAAGACUUCUACCACUGGAGGGUCUUUGUUCCUGGCCUGCCCAACUAUGUGCACAUCCCCAGUUACCACCCUCCUGUCCGGCGGUGUCGCAACCCCAACCGACCUGAGUGGAAUGGCUAUGUUCCGGGAUUUCCAAUUCUAAUCAAUGUCAAGGCCACCAAGUUUCUAAACUUAAAUCUUCGUUUCUCCUUCCUCAAAACAGCCUCCUUCUUCUUCCGCCUGGCGCCCAUGUCGCUGGCACUCAAAGUCCGUGGGCUGCUGGACUGCAAACGCUCGUGGAAGAGACUAAAGGACAUUAGGAAUGUUUUCCCUGCCACCAAGACUGUCGUUUCUGAAUAUGUGGCUGACCACUGGAUGGAGGACAUCUUCUUUGGGUACCAGUAUCUCAAUGGCAUAAACCCAAAUGUGAUUCGUCGCUGCAAAUGUAUCCCAGACAAAUUCCCUGUCACAGAUGAUAUGGUGGCCCCAUUCCUGGGAGAGGAAACAUGCUUGCAAGCAGAGCUGGAGAAGGGGAACAUUUACCUGGCAGACUACCGUAUCUUGGAGGGCAUCCCCACUGUGGAGCUCAAUGGCCAGAAGCAGCACCACUGCGCGCCCAUCUGCCUGCUGCACCUUGACCCCCAGGGCAACAUGAUGCCCAUCGCCAUCCAGCUCAGCCAGACCCCUGGACCUGACUGCCCCAUCUUCCUGCCCAGUGACUCUGAGUGGGACUGGCUACAGGCCAAGACGUGGGUACGCUAUGCUGAGUUCUACUGCCAUGAGGCCAUCGCCCAUCUGCUGGAGACCCACCUCAUCGGCGAAGCCUUCUGCCUGGCCAUGCUGAGGAACCUGCCCAUGUGCCACCCUCUGUACAAGCUCCUCAUUCCCCACACCCGCUUCACUGUCCAGAUCAACAGCAUUGGGCGGGCCCUUCUCCUUAACGAGGGAGGGCUUUCUGCCAGGGCCAUGAGCCUGGGUCUGCCAGGCUUUGCGGAGGUGAUGGUGCGGGCUCUCUCUGAGCUCACCUACGACAGCCUCUGUGUCCCCAAUGACUUUGUGGAGCGUGGGGUCCAGGACGUGCCUGGGUACUAUUUUCGCGAUGACAGCUUGAGAGUGUGGGACGCGAUGGAGAGGUAUGUGACGGAGAUCAUCACCUAUUAUUACCCGAGUGACGCAGCUGUGGAGGGUGACCCGGAAUUGCAGUGCUGGGUGCAGGAAAUAUUCAAGGAGUGUUUGCUAGGGCGGCAGAGUUCAGGGUUCCCCACAUGUUUACGGACAGUACCUGAGCUGAUCCGAUAUGUCACCGUCAUCAUGUACACCUGCUCUGCCAGGCACGCAGGUGUCAACUCCGGCCAGCUGGAGUUCACCUCCUGGAUGCCCAACUUCCCUCCCUCCAUGCGGAGACCGCCGUUGGAGGCUAAGGGGCUGAGCACUCAGCAGACCUUUCUGGAUACGCUGCCGGACGUGAAGACUACGUGCAUUGUGCUUUUGGUACUCUGGACUCUCAGCCGAGAGCCCGACGACAAGCGGCCCCUUGGCCACUUCCCUGACAUUCACUUCGUGGAGGAUGCACCACGCAGGAGCAUGGAGGCUUUCCGCCACCGACUGAACCAGAUCUCGCAUGACAUCCGCCAGCGCAAUAAGUGCCUCCCUCUUCCAUAUAACUAUCUGGACCCUGUACUGAUCGAGAAUAGCAUUUCCAUCUAGGAUGGCUCACUUGCUUCGCCUCUCGCUCUGCCCCCUU
Octodon degus (degu) is the source of this 2248-nucleotide messenger RNA. It is a transcript of the gene Alox12b, whose product is annotated as arachidonate 12-lipoxygenase, 12R type. The transcript is spliced from 15 exons. Gene Ontology annotation, cellular component: perinuclear region of cytoplasm. The coding region runs from base 106 to 2211 and encodes 701 amino acids. Gene Ontology annotation, biological process: linoleic acid metabolic process; lipid oxidation. Gene Ontology annotation, molecular function: protein binding; arachidonate 12(S)-lipoxygenase activity; iron ion binding. NCBI's taxonomy places the organism in Eukaryota, Metazoa, Chordata, Mammalia, Rodentia, Octodontidae. The record is from RefSeq and is a predicted model, not a curated record.